This is a messenger RNA of Phyllostomus discolor (pale spear-nosed bat), 4642 nucleotides long. RefSeq names its product GA binding protein transcription factor subunit alpha (gene GABPA). The record is from RefSeq and is a predicted model, not a curated record. Gene Ontology annotation, biological process: cell differentiation; regulation of transcription by RNA polymerase II. Lineage: Eukaryota; Metazoa; Chordata; Mammalia; Chiroptera; Phyllostomidae. The transcript has 10 exons. Bases 46 to 1410 code for a protein of 454 amino acids. Gene Ontology annotation, molecular function: sequence-specific DNA binding; DNA-binding transcription factor activity, RNA polymerase II-specific. Gene Ontology annotation, cellular component: nucleus.
AAAAUGUGCAAUCAGAUAGGGCUGAGCUUUUGAAACACUUCAACCAUGACAAAAAGAGAAGCGGAAGAGCUGAUAGAAAUUGAGAUUGAUGGGACAGAGAAGCCAGAGUGCACAGAAGAAAGCAUUGUAGAACAAACCUACACCCCAGCUGAAUGUGUAAGCCAGGCCAUAGACAUCAAUGAGCCAAUAGGCAAUUUAAAGAAACUACUAGAACCAAGACUACAGUGUUCCUUGGAUGCUCAUGAAAUAUGCCUACAAGAUAUCCAGCUUGAUCCAGAACGAAGUUUAUUUGACCAAGGAGUAAAGACAGAUGGAACUGUACAGCUUAGUGUACAGGUAAUUUCUUACCAAGGAAUUGAACCAAAGCUGAACAUCCUUGAAAUUGUUAAACCUGCGGAAACGGUUGAAGUAGUUAUUGAUCCAGACGCUCACCAUGCUGAAGCAGAAGCACAUCUUGUUGAGGAAGCCCAAGUGAUAACUCUCGAUGGCACAAAGCACAUUACCACCAUUUCAGAUGAGACCUCGGAACAAGUGACAAGAUGGGCUGCCGCGCUGGAAGGUUACAGGAAAGAGCAGGAGCGCCUUGGGAUACCCUAUGAUCCUAUACAGUGGUCCACAGACCAGGUCUUGCACUGGGUAGUUUGGGUAAUGAAGGAAUUCAGCAUGACUGAUAUAGACUUCAGCACACUCAGCAUUUCAGGACGAGAAUUAUGCAGCCUCAACCAAGAAGAUUUUUUUCAGCGAGUCCCUCGGGGAGAAAUUCUCUGGAGUCAUCUGGAGCUUCUUCGAAAAUAUGUAUUGGCAAGCCAAGAACAGCAGAUGAAUGAGAUAGUUACAAUCGAUCAACCUGUCCAGAUUAUUCCAGCGUCAGUUCAGUCUGCUACACCAACUACAAUUAAAGGUAUAAACAGUAGUGCAAAGGCAGCCAAAGUACAAAGAGCUCCCAGGAUUUCAGGAGAAGAUAGAAGCUCACCAGGGAACAGAACAGGAAACAAUGGCCAAAUUCAGCUGUGGCAGUUUUUGCUCGAACUUCUUACUGACAAGGAUGCUCGAGACUGCAUUUCUUGGGUUGGUGACGAAGGCGAGUUUAAGCUCAAUCAGCCUGAACUGGUUGCACAAAAAUGGGGACAACGUAAAAAUAAACCUACAAUGAACUAUGAGAAACUCAGUCGUGCAUUAAGAUAUUACUAUGAUGGGGACAUGAUUUGUAAAGUUCAAGGCAAAAGAUUUGUAUACAAGUUUGUCUGUGACUUGAAGACUCUUAUUGGAUACAGUGCCGCAGAGUUGAACCGAUUGGUCACAGAAUGUGAACAGAAGAAACUUGCGAAGAUGCAGCUCCAUGGAAUUGCCCAGCCAGUCACGGCAGUAGCCCUGGCUACGGCUUCUCUGCAGACAGAAAAGGAUAACUGAGCCCAGGACCUUCUGGGGUUUCGAGGUCUUUCUUAAAUGCUAGAGCAAGUAUUGAUUGCUCUUACCUUUAUUACUGAAUUUGAAUCUUUUAUUUCUAGACUGUACAAUCUGAUGCAUGAUUUUUUUAUAAAUAUUUCAUACUCUUGUGAAUUUGGAUCUUUUUACUUUGAGCAUAUAUUUUAGAAUAUGUAUAUGUUAAAAGGUCACCACAAUGGCUUCAGUAUGAAGGCAGGUUCAUUGUGGAUAAUUUGUUAACAGCCAGGAAAGCUAAACUGGUCAGUAUUAAUGCCUAGCCCUACCAAAAAUUGCCAGUAGCAUCUGAGGAUGAAAAAUAAAUGAAGUAUCUCCAGGGAACAAUCUGGCUUAACUAUUUUUGAAAAUAUAACUGUUUCCCCUCUCUGCUGCUUUAGAUGUUGCUUUCUUUGCAUAGAACCGGAAUGUGGAAUUUUAACAGCUAAAGCAUGUGUGCCUGUUUCACCUCGUCAAGCAGAGCUAAAACAGUCUUAUCAAAUAAAUAUAUAACAAUAAAAUGCUAAACGAACAGUAUCAGGUUAUUAAAGUACUGUAUGGAUUUGCAAACGGAGGACACAAAGCAGUUUGGACUGGCAGAAGAGCAGUGCUGGAGAGGGAGAUCCAGGUCGAAAUCUGGCUUAACUCAAGCCAGGUUUAAGGAUUUCUGUGUAGAUUAGUCAUAAUGUCAGGCCAAUAAUUUAAAUUAUUCUUAGAGGCGUUUAAUUCUAAUAAACCAACUAUUACAAAAAAUUUGAAAUGAUCUCUGUUUUUCCUGUCAGAGAUUUAAAAAAAAAACCAAGAAGGUAUAACUCAGCCAAAAGUUGGCUUGUUUUGGUUUGGCUUCUCUCUGUUUUUUAAAAAUUACCCUUUAGUGCCGAUUAUUAUGCAAAGCAGUUUAUAUAGUCAUUGUGUUUCUGAUGAAAUGAAGACUUUAAAUCAGUCAGCAGUACUUGACCUUUCAAGAUAUUAGUAAAUUACUUGCAAAUAGUAAUAGUAAAAAGGAAAUUUUGACCUCCAGUACAGGCAGUCUUAAAACAAAAUUUCCCAUUUAUUUAAUUUUUUCCUUUUGAAUAUUUGUGUGUGUGAGUAUAUAAAUAUCUAUGUACAUGUCCAUUUGAUUAUUUCCUAUAUAUAUAGGUACACACAUAUAGGAAGACAGUACUCGAAAGAUAUUUCAAAAGGUAAUAAUUCAUCUUUAUAAAUCUUAAGAUAUUAAAUAAUUCAUAUAUAUGAAAUUCUUUACUUACCACAAGCUAACACUAAAAGAAGUGGCUAGAAAUAUCUUUCUUUUUUGCUUGCUUGCUCGCUCGCUCACUUAUCUUGCUUUGGUUUUUGUAUUGUUGUUUGUUUUAAGGUUUGUAUAAAUCCUGAUAUGAGAUACUGGCACAUAACUUCUAAUCCUCUUGUGGCGGAAGAUUGAUUCUCAAAUAUUCUUUUAUGCACCUUCUCCCUCACCAUUUACUUUAAAUUCAUCCCUCUAAACAGCUUUAUAAGAGAGUUAAUGCUUUUGACUAACUAGCAGGAGAUGGCCACGGUGAUACAGGCAAGGUCAACAAUACUAAAGAGAGGUUUGGAAUGAACCACAGGAUGCAGGGCUCUUAGGAACAAGGAGGAGAGGAGGGAUCCGUGAUCUCCUCGUCUGAUAACCUCAAAUAACUUUUAAGUGCUGUGCUGUAGGACUACAAGUGUAAUGUUGGUUUGUUUAUAUUACUGUAGUAAGUCCUUGAAGACCCUGCAGUGAAUAGCUAAAAAAGAAUAAAAUUUAUAACUUCCCAUUUUUAUCUUUUUAUAAACACAUACCAAAUAGACUGACAAUUAUUAGGUGUAGUGAUUGGAAGAAUACCUGAGUAGACUAGCACUAUGAAAUAAUACACAGAAGCUCUAGUUUCAGAUAACAAACAGCUAAAAAGAAGAUUUUGCACCAUCCAUUUAUGGCCUGGGGAGUUGACAAGUCACUUAUAAUUUAAAAAAAAUGAAGUAUACUAUUCUGGUAUAUUAUCAAGACCUUGAAAUGCUUGACUUUUAAAAUACUUUUUGGGUGACAUUAUGUUAAAAUUUUAGCCAGCAUGGCAGAUUUCCUUUAUAGGUAUAUAUAUAUAUUUUAAGGCAAGGAACACCUACAUUUAUUUUAGAUUCCUAAAAUCAAACUAUUUUUUUCCCUUUAAACAUUCCUCAGAUGUUUUAAACACUCUCUCUCUCACACACACACACACACACACACACACACGUAUACACGCUCAUUCUGUCCCUUUUCUUCCCUGAGCAGUUUUUAUUUCUCAUAAUUUGAACAGAGAUGAUUCUCACAUGUGAUCGGGUGCUCUUCUUCUUUGCCUCUCUUUCUCAUUUUAUGCACCAUAACAUAGGUAAAGUAAUGAGACUAAUCUCCCCAGUUGAUUCAAAAACUUCUGUUACUUUGUCUCAACUUACAUGAACUAUUUUCAUUGUCCUUACUGAAGUUCAGUUAUCAGAAAGUCAGGUAGUCUUUUUCCCUUAUUAAAAGAUUAUGAAAGAAAAUAUAAUUCACACUAUUCAUUCUUCGUUAUGUUUUUAUGAAUGAAUUUUCCACAGGAGAAUUUAUAAUAUAUUCAGAGGAUGAAAGAUAAAAAUUUUGGUCAUCUUUUGUACCUUAUAAGUAUAAGAAUAAUGAAGUGUUCACUUUUGUUUUAAAACUUAUUUUCCACAUAAGGUUCUCAUUGAGCCACUUUCAUGGGUAUCUAGCUAGCUUAAAGUUUGGAAGUGUGUGUUGGCACCAGAAAAUCAAACUAGGCAGAAUUGCUGUGUGUGGCCGAUCCUCACAUGAAUCAACUUAUCACAUUCAUUUUUGUGUCAGUCUGUGUCAAUUAAUUAGGAAAAACUGUUUAGUUGUUUUUCUCCUCUGAUUAAUGGUGAAAUUCAAGUAUGAUAUUUCUUUAAAGGAUUGUACCUCCAGAUAUUUUUUGCGAGGUUUGCUCUUUUACAUAUUCAUCAUUUUAUGCUACUGCCUUUUAAGAGGAACUAGUGUAUCUUUGAAAUAGCACAAAAAUAUUUUUAAAUUCAUAAUUGCAAAACAACCUGUGACUAACUUAAUGUCUUCAUAUCUACAGGGUGUAAAAAUAUUGAUAUUCAGUGAUAUUUCACUUGCUGCCAGAAAAAAAAUUCUCAAUUUUUUGUAAAAGGGAGGAGGAUUUUUGCAUACAUUUUUACUCUUUAAAUAAAGACACUUAUACUGUCAUAAUAACAA